Messenger RNA from Naegleria lovaniensis, 462 nucleotides. RefSeq lists its product as uncharacterized. The record is from RefSeq and is a predicted model, not a curated record. NCBI's taxonomy places the organism in Eukaryota, Heterolobosea, Eutetramitea, Acrasida, Naegleriidae. Bases 1 to 462 code for a protein of 153 amino acids. The transcript has a single exon.
AUGCACAGCAGCAAGGCACCCAAGAUCAACACUCCAACCUAUCAAAAUGCCAACAAGGGUGUCUCGAACCAGCAGCAAGAACAAGAACAGGACUUGAAAAAACUCGAGCAAAUGUACAAACAUAAAUUCAGUUGGAUGGAUGAUAGUGUGGAUAUUCGGGAUGAAUGUCCCAUGUGUAUGCUCUACAUCAAUUCACCUUGUUAUGAGACUUUUAUGGAAUAUAACAAGGCUGACGAUGACAAAACUGAAUUCAAGACCUCUCUCCGACAAGCAUCGGAAUCAUCCAAGGACAAGGAAAUGGAAUACAAGUUAUAUGUCAAGAAGGCCGAUCUAGCUUGGGAUCGUUUGAUGAAAUGUGUAACUCCUAUUCAAUCCACAUUUUUGCACAGACAAGAUGAAUUACAGACUUAUAUGAAAUCAGUCAAGGAAUUUGAAAAGGAAGUCUUUAAAAACAACAAUUAA